AUGGAGCAUCAAUCCCAAAAAGGUUUGAUCGCCUUUGUUUUCGCGGCCGGUGUAUCGGCCUGUGUGCUGUGGCUUCGUCGGCGGCGGCGCCUGCCACCUGGAAGCCCGUGGUCUUUGCCAUUAUUGGGUGAGACGCUGACCUACGUUCGAGAUCCUUUGGGCUUCAUUGAGGCAAAGCUUUCACAAUAUGGAGGCACGUGCAGGUCGAAUUUGCUGUUUGCACCAACGGUGAUUUUGGCAGUCACGGAUGCCAAUGCAAAGCUCCUUUAUUCGGAAAGGGAUAUGGCAUGGCCAACACACUUUCAAAAAUUGGUUGGCAAGACGUCCUUGCCAAUGGUGAAUGAUCCACUCCACAAGAAAAUUCGGACCCUCAGCUCUCGCCCUUUCGGCGACAGACAGCUGGACACUUACUUGCCAUGUUUGCAAAGGCUGUCAGCCAAGCACCUGGAACUUUGGGCGGAGGAGGGACAAUGCCGGGAGUUGCACAUGGAAAUCAAGAAAUAUGCUUUCGAGUGUGCCGAAGCUGUCAUCCUGGGAGUUGAGAACGAUCGAAUCAAGAGCGACCGUUUCAUGGAGCUUUAUGAGGAGGCUUUCAAAGGAUUGGGCUAUGUCUUGCCGUUUGAUAUUCCAGGGUUCCCAUUCCACAAGUGCAUGCUGGCGCGAAAAUUGCUGGUACAGGAGUUCCAGACACUGAUUGAGAAGAAGCGCAAGAAGCUCAAAGAUCCAUGUCGGAUGUUUCAGGUCAACACCAUGCUGGACUCCGUGCUGCAGGCAGAGGAGAUGAGCAACGAAGAGGAGCUUUCAGACUUCUGCGUAGCGAUGAUGUUUGCAGGGCACGACACCACGCUGGCCUCCAUCCAGAGCUGCUUGCACUGGCUGAAGCAAUGUCCUGAUGUGGAGUCCCUUCUGCGGCAGGAGGUUCGCGAAGCUUGGGAUGGUGGGUGCCGGCUCACGCGACGAAUCCUGGACUCCAUUCCUCAGACACGCGCCUUCCUGCAGGAAGUCUGGCGCAUCACCCCCCCCGUAUCGGUGGUCACACGAGAGGUGAGUAAGGAUACAGAGAUUGAUGGCUAUGUCGUGCCCAAAGGAUGGACCAUGCUCUUUGCACCUGCUGGAAGACAUAGCAAGGCAGAGGACAGCAGGAGCUUUUCCAUCCAGCGCCAUCUGCGUGACGGCAAAUUCUUUGACUGCACCUUCGACCCUGUGUACUUUGCCUCGUUCGGCGGAGGAAGUAGAAUGUGCAUUGGACACAAAUUCGCCCGCGACGAGAUGCUGGUCUUCCUCCUCCAUUUCCUGCACGGCUACGAUGUACAGCUUGCCAGCUCUAAGUUGCAGAACUUCCCUUUUCGCCUCUGGCGUGUCCAGGGCACCAUUUGUAGAGCUGAGGGCUAG
Symbiodinium necroappetens is the source of this 1392-nucleotide messenger RNA. NCBI's taxonomy places the organism in Eukaryota, Dinophyceae, Suessiales, Symbiodiniaceae. The record is from the annotation of a GenBank genome assembly.